Molecule: messenger RNA, 4557 nt
Organism: Aspergillus aculeatinus CBS 121060
Lineage: Eukaryota; Fungi; Ascomycota; Eurotiomycetes; Eurotiales; Aspergillaceae
Product: putative NF-X1 finger and helicase domain protein
Exons: 2
Coding region: 1-4557 (1518 amino acids)
Biological process (GO): regulatory ncRNA-mediated heterochromatin formation
Cellular component (GO): nuclear RNA-directed RNA polymerase complex; nucleus
Molecular function (GO): helicase activity; zinc ion binding
Source: RefSeq, a predicted model, not a curated record
AUGGCCGGUGUUCACUUCGAGGUUGGCUUUCGUCAGCCUGCCAAUGUCGCUCCAACGUCGGCUACGAAGCGCGAAGAAUGGUGGAAAAUGUCUAAACGCUUGCAGCCAGGUGCUUUGGUAUGCCUCAUAACUAAAUCGAACUUUGUGCUUUUCUGUACCAUCGUUCAACAACAGCCAGAGAACAUGUCACAAGGACACGGCGCUAGAUACCAGCGACAAGAGAAAAAUUAUUUGUGCUCUCUAUCGGAAGAUCCUCAAGUUGCACGCAUUACGGUGGAGCUGACUGAUGGGAGAAACAAGAAUAUUCAGAGUCUUAUUAGACAAUACACACAGCAACAACCGUGCUCCGCUCUGGUGGAGUUUCCCGGUGUCCUUCUCCCAGCUUUUGAGCCGACUCUACGAGCACUCCAGACAUUAAAGCAGACCGCGAACUUGCCCCUGUCUGACCUGGUCAUUCCUCCUCGUCCUAGUACCUCGGAGCCCAAUACAGUCUCUCCUCCGCGGUAUGCCCUAAAACCGGGGUUCCGAUUCAAUCUCCGAUGCUUGACAAAUGAAGAUAGGGAUUUGUAUGUCUAUCCCGAUCAGCCAGCCGACCUACGAGCUCUGCGUCAGCAUUCCAGCCUCGAAGAUGCACAGGCGACUGCCCUUGUCGAUGCUCUUCAACGAAAACUUGGAUUGAUUCAAGGACCACCCGGAACCGGCAAGAGCUAUACAGGUGUUGCUAUUAUCAAGGUCCUUCUUGCAAAUAAGGGCCCUGAUAUGGCAGACUUAGGACCGAUCUUAUGCGUAACAUACACCAACCAUGCUCUUGACCAACUCUUGGGUUCCCUACUGCAAAGCGAAGUUACCAAGCAAAUCGUCCGAAUCGGUUCGCGGUCCAGAUCUGAAUGUAUGGAGCCCUUUCAACUACGCACGCUCGCGAGAAAGUUUGACAAGACGAAAUUUGAAAAGAGCAGUCAAUGGGAGUCUCAUCGCUCUCUGAAAGAGUGUGCUCGUGAGUUUAAGAGCAUAGACCUGACGCAGAGAAUCACACCUGCUCGACUAAUGCAUCAUUUGCGCGAUCACCAUACGGAUCAUUAUAACCAGCUUUUCGGCUCAGAUGAAGACGGCUUCAAAUAUCAAGAGAGCAAGAACAGCCAGAAGGUCUUCAAUCAUUGGCGCUUUUCCGGUGGGAAAGCCGAUGCCAAUCAUGUUCGAAAGGUCGAAGAUUUGAUUUCGGUCAAACUUACGCAGAUGUCACAUUUCGAUCGAGAAGCUCUGUACCGACAUUGGCAGAUGGAGAUAUGGAGCGAAAUGGAAGAGAAAUUGAUAAAUAUUUGCGAGUCACAUAACACAACCAAACAUGAGCCUGAUAACAUUCGCAACGAAGUUGAUCUGCGAUGUCUCGCUCAAGCUGAUAUUGUUGGCGUUACGACGAGUGGUUUGGCACGGAAUCUUGAGAUGCUCCGGAGGAUGAAGUCCAAGGUUGUGCUAUGCGAAGAGGCAGGAGAGGUUCUUGAAGCCCAUGUGCUUACCACUCUUUUGCCAUCGGUCGAACAUGCAAUUCUCAUUGGGGAUCAUCUCCAGCUCCGGCCCCAAGUACAGAAUCAUGAAUUAUCGCGCGAGAACAAGAAUGGUGGUGAAAAGUACGCAUUGGAUGUAUCUCUCUUCGAACGCCUUGUCGAUGCAGAGAGCCCUAUGGGUGUCAAUCUGCCAUUCAGUACCUUGAAUACGCAGCGGCGUAUGCAUCCAUCCAUUGCUCAGCUUGUACGUGGCACAUUAUAUCCACAGCUCCAAGACGCAACAUCUGUGAGUGCAUACCCUGGCGUUGCUGGGCUUCGAAAGCGUUUAUUCUGGUUAGAUCACCGUGUACCAGAGGCAGACCCGUCAAUUGAGGAUGCAACAGCCACAUCAAAAUGGAACGACUAUGAAGUUGAGAUGACUACAGCCCUUGUCAGUCACCUUUUACGGCAGGGAAAGUACAGGAAGGGUGAUAUUGCUGUUAUCACACCUUACCUUGGUCAGCUUCACAAACUACGACGCAGACUCGGCCAGUUGUACACCAUCGCUCUUGGGGACCGUGAUGAGGAUGACCUCAAUAAGGCUGGCUUUGACGAUGAUCUGACUCCAAACUGCACUGGAGUAAGAUCAACUCUGCUGCAGAGCGUACGGAUUGCUACAAUCGAUAAUUUCCAGGGCGAGGAGGCUAGCGUGGUGGUCAUCUCACUUGUUCGCAGCAAUCCGCAGAACAAUUGUGGCUUUCUCCGGACGCCAAAUCGAAUCAAUGUCCUUCUUUCUCGAGCUAAGCAUGGCAUGUAUAUCAUUGGCAACUCGAUGACGUCGAUGCAUGUUCCCAUGUGGGCUGAUGUCCUUGAGAUGCUCGAGCAGAACGGAAACAUUGGCACCAGAUUAGAGCUACAGUGCCCACGGCACCCGCACAGUGAGAUAACCGUUCGCGAACCAAGCGACUUCCCACGUCUCUCCCCCGAAGGAGGGUGCAAUCUUCGAUGUGAGAGGCGUAUGUUAUGUGGUCAUGCAUGUGUGCAAAAGUGCCAUUCUGAAAUUCUACACAAUGCGGUGUAUUGCCUAGAACCUUGUCAGAGACCACUUCUGGGAUGCUCUCACCCCUGUCCAAACAAGUGCGGCGAUCAAUGCCCAAUCAAAUGCAUGAUAAAUGUCUUCCAGGAGGAUAGAGAGCUUGAUUGUGGUCAUUUGGCGCCGAAUCUUCCAUGCUGGCAGAGUCAGGACUUGUCAACCGUCCGGUGCGCUGUCUUGGUCAAGAGAACCGUCCCGGGCUGCAGACAUGAUGUUACCGUGGCAUGCCAUGUUGAUGUGACCUCUCCACGUUACAGAUGUACUGCUCAAUGUCGGGCACCGUUAGCCUGUGGUCAUUCGUGUAAGCAUCCAUGUGUCAAGUGUGUCACCAGAAGUGAUACCGGCGAAACUCAGACCGAUCAUGGUCGUUGCCAGCAGAUAUGUGGCAGAAACCAGUCUACUUGCGCUCAUCAGUGCGAGACGCCAUGUCAUGGUUCAGCAGCGUGUCCACCCUGUCAAUCAGCCUGUGAUGUACGCUGUGGUCAUUCCAGAUGCGACAAGAAAUGCUCGGAUCCAUGCACUCCUUGCGCCGUAGAGAUCUGCCUGUCUUCCUGCCCUCACAGUUAUUGCACAAUGCCCUGUGCUGCUCCAUGCGAUCAUGUCCCAUGUUCGAAGAGGUGUGAUCAAUUGCUAGCGUGUGGACAUCAAUGCCCGUCCGUCUGUGGGGAGAUUUGCCCACCUGCGCGAUAUUGUCAAAUCUGUGGGAGCGAUGAAAUUAAGAAUCACAUGGUUGACUUUAUCUCUGGGGAGACCUACCGGGACAUCAACCUUGACGAGAAUCCAUGUGUCUUUCCACGAUGUGGUCACUUCUUGACAAUUGAAAAUAUGGAUGCACAGAUGGACAUGAAGAAGUAUUACAUCCUUGACGCAAUGGAGAAGCCAAUUGGGAUUGCCGCAUCGACGUGUGCCAGCUGCCGUGGGCCCCUGAGAGAUAUCGCCCGGUACGGACGGUUGGUGCGUCGUGCUCUCCUGGAUGAAUCGACAAAAAAGUUAAUAUUGUACAUGAAUCGCGAAAUCGUCCCCCUGGCGCAGGCACUCCCUCGAUGCAUACGACAGCUCCAGGAAUUGACAAAUGAACGACCUAUUGCCUGGCCGGCUACUGUGAAGAUUGCGGGCAAGUACGAAGGGCAGAUUACUGUGAUGCGGGACAUGCUUUCUCGAGCAGACAAGGGACGAUGGCAGAAUAUUCUUGGUCUUCGGCAGAGAAUCAAGAAAUAUAUGAGGAAAGUGACGCCCGAAGAGCAGCCAUACAGUAAAGUACGCAACCUGGUUGCCAUCGGUCGUCGUCGAAAGGAAACUGCUGAGUGCCCUGAGCCUGGAAACGACAUCCUCCAGAUGAAGGGGUCAGUUCAAGCCACCGCGCUCAGUUUGCGUCUGGAUAUUGCCUUGCUGGCUGAUUUUCUGAAGCUUUAUCGCGAGGCCCCGAAACAGGCCGAUAGUGUGAUCGAGAUGGAUCUGUCAAAGAAUCGCAGCCAAUGCAAAGCUCUCGUGGAGACAGCGGGACUCUCAAAUCACGUUGUUCAUCAGACGGAGGGCUAUAUCUUCCUCGCCCAGCUCCAUGCGUUCGAGCGAUCGUAUGCAGCCUCGGCUGCGCUGGUCGAUCAACACGUGGCCCAUGCCCAGGAAGCCCUCGAUCACGCCAGAACCCUCUGCACCUCCUGGCCUGGUCAGACCCGUGGCUUGAUGGACGAAGUCGAAGGGUUGGAGAAGAUGCUUCGCGGAGCGACGUUCUAUACCCCCGUAACCAACGAAGAACGCAUGGCGGUCAUUGCUGCCAUGGAGCAGGAGUUCCGGGGCACGGGGCAUUGGUACUACUGUCGCAACGGCCAUCCCUUUACGAUCGGGGAGUGUGGCAUGGCGAUGCAGAGGUCCGUCUGUCCAGAGUGUGGAGAGCCCGUCGGUGGACAGAACCAUACCGCCGCCGAGGGCGUGACGCAUGCGAGGGACUUGGAGGAGAAUUUUGCGCGGCUGAGUUUGGAAUAA